CACCCAGUUUAGCGGGAAGCGGGGCUCGAGUACACAGUGUUAGUCAUACUGUCGGGCUGAAAGAAACACGAUUUUACCGAUGAAGAACUUCCACAUUUACAAUUCUAACAAGAAGCAACGCCGGGAAGGCUGAAAACAAGGAAGCUUUCAAAAUCCUGGGACCGAGACUGAGGAGCAAUAUGGCCAGCCUUGUGUCACGGUUACUCCUCUUUGUGAUCGCAGUUCAGAGCUUUCAGCAUGAGGGAAACAAAACCAGUUCUUUGACUGGCACUUCGACUGGUCUGAUACCAAAAACCUUUGGAGGAAGGAGGAGCAGACCUAAAAACACCCCCAUGCCAGCAAAGCUACAUCCCAGCACAGUCCCCUGGCUUGACGUGGACCCAAGUGCUCCCGUGACAGCCUAUGCCACAGGGCCCCUCAGUACCUGGGUCAUACCUUCAUCCUACAUCCUGGCCAUGCUGGUGGGGAUCCCCUCCAACGCCUACAUUCUGAGCUUUCUCAGAGUCAGACUCAGAGCAAAGCCGUCAUACAAAGUCAUUCUUUACCUGAACCUGGCAUUGUCCGACCUGCUGCUCCUGCUUUCCCUAGCGCUGCGGGUUCACUACCACUUCAAUGGAAACAACUGGAUAUUUGGGGAAGCCCCCUGCAGACUCGUCACAGCCUUGUUUUAUGGCAAUGUUUACUGCUCAGCUCAGACUAUAGCUUGCAUCAGUCUGAGGCGCUACAUGGCUGUGGUCAGACCAUUUCUCUACAGACGACUGGCUAAGACUAGGCUGACAGCGUGGACAUGCAUAGUUUUAUGGAUUCUGUUUGGAAUGGUUGUUUUGCCUGAGCUCCUGGUCAGACAGAGCUACCAGAUUAACCAGCUGGGAGUCACCACCUGCCAUGACGUGCAGCCUGUAACGGAUCAUUCCCUUUUCCUGGGGCCCUACAGGCUGAUGAUGACUUGUUUAGGAUUCAUAGUCCCUUUCCUCAUUUGCAUCUAUACCCAUGCGUCAGUGGUGUACCACCUGAGUCAGUCUGGGUGUGACUGGAAGCCUUUUAUAAAGGUUAGCACCGUAGUCUUUGUCAUCUUUGUGGUGUGCUUCUUGCCCAGCGGUAUCCUGCACAUCAUACACUACAUCCGUCUGUUUACCAGUGGCGACGACAAACUGUAUGGAGACUACAGAGUUGCCGUUUGCCUCUGCUGUUUCCACAGUUGUCUAGAUCCUUUCUGUGUGCUCAUUUCCAAGAUGGCGGCUUCCGAACUACAGUUCAUUUCAUUUCGUGGGAUAUCUCAGCCACCAGCAGCUAAGACAGCAGCUAAGACAUGAGACUCUAUUUACAGAGCACCGGACUCAGCUAUUGUUGAUACCCAGCAGGGAACACGCCAAACAACAACAAUGUCAACCUCAAGACAGGACAUGGAGCCUACCGUAAAAACAAUGCAGCCUUUAUAGAUUCCACAAAAACAUGGCACCCUUUGCGACUGCGACAUAAUAAUGGAAUAAGGCCUGUAAAAUGUCAAAAUGUCUGUUUGCAAAAUAUAACAUGUAUAUAAAUACAUGUAAUAUUAGUUUAGGAAUGAGACACUGCUCGGCAUCUCCAGAAAACACUGAGGAAGAUGAAGUCAUGUUGUGCAAUAUCACUGCUGUACACUGCAGUUAAGGUAUUGGAAGGUAACUCACAUUGUCUAUAUAAAACCUCAUCACAUCUAUCUAAAUACGCGUCGACUCACCUGGCAG
This is a messenger RNA of Betta splendens (Siamese fighting fish), 1724 nucleotides long. RefSeq names its product coagulation factor II (thrombin) receptor-like 2 (gene f2rl2). NCBI's taxonomy places the organism in Eukaryota, Metazoa, Chordata, Actinopteri, Anabantiformes, Osphronemidae. Gene Ontology annotation, biological process: phospholipase C-activating G protein-coupled receptor signaling pathway; blood coagulation; positive regulation of Rho protein signal transduction. The record is from RefSeq and is a predicted model, not a curated record. Gene Ontology annotation, cellular component: membrane. Gene Ontology annotation, molecular function: thrombin-activated receptor activity.